Molecule: messenger RNA, 1627 nt
Organism: Cucurbita maxima (winter squash)
Lineage: Eukaryota; Viridiplantae; Streptophyta; Magnoliopsida; Cucurbitales; Cucurbitaceae
Product: ribosome biogenesis regulatory protein homolog
Exons: 9
Coding region: 501-1496 (331 amino acids)
Biological process (GO): ribosomal large subunit biogenesis; ribosome biogenesis; ribosomal large subunit export from nucleus
Cellular component (GO): preribosome, large subunit precursor; nucleus; nucleolus
Molecular function (GO): protein binding
Source: RefSeq, a predicted model, not a curated record
GACAGAGAAAUCGGGGAAGGAAAAGAGCAAAAGCGGCAGCCGUUUUCUUCUCGAUUCAGUCGGUUUGAUCUGUCUUCGCCUUUCAUUUCGCUACUUAAUGCGUUUUUUUGAAACUUUCUGCUUGUGCUUACGAUCAGAUCUUCUCGACUCUUAUAGAACAUAAUUUUGAUUUGGAUCUGAACUCUUUCAUCUCUCUCUCUCUCUAAAAAUUUGCAGAGAAUUCGAAUGAUUUCUUCCUCUUUUGUAGAAAUUUGCUGCAAGAAUACAAAACUUACGCUCUUUCUUUCGAUGAAAUUGCAGAAAAUAAGCAUAAACAUUUCCCCUCUCACUCUUAGGGUUGCAGAAACGAGAAAUACAAGCCUCUCUCUCUCUCUAUGAGAAGCUUCAGAGAUCGAAAUUCAAGUUCUAUGUGCUUUCUCUCUCUAGAAAGUUGCAAAAACAGAGCAAAUUUCCAGAAUCAUCAAACUCAUAAUCGGAAAAGGUUGUAGGGUUGCCGGAACAUGGAGAUGGAGAAUCAACAACCGUUUCAGAUCGACCUGGGGAAUCUAAUGGCGUUCAAUCCUCACCAUAAAUUUCCUUCUCUCUCUUCCUCCAGGGAGGAUCUAGUUAGUGAAUGUCUGCAAAAGGGCGCAGAGUUAGCUCAAUUUAUUGCUAAUGAUCUUUUCAACCUGCCUUCAACUGAAGACAGAGAUGGUCCGCUCGUGAGGUUGCCUCCACCUUCUACACGAUUGCCGAGAGAGAAACCUUUGCCAAAGCCCAAACCUCCUACAAAAUGGGAGCUUUUUGCCAAAAAAAGAGGCAUAAAGAAUCGUAAAAAAGAUAAGAUAGUGUAUGAUGAUCAGACGGGUUCAUGGAAACGUCGCCAUGGUUAUGAUCGUGCAAAUGAUGAGGAGAACAUACCCAUAAUUGAGGCCAAGAUGACUGAUGAGCCCGGGGUGGAUCCAUUUGCUGCAAGGCGAGCCAAUAAGAAAAACCGAGUUGAAAAACAAGAAAGGAAUCAGUUACAGAAUCUGAAGCAGGCUGCAAAAGUUGGCGCUCUACCAAGUCACGUUCAACUAGCUGCCACUGCUUUGCCUAUAACUGGAACUCAAGCUGCACCAAAGAAAAUUACCAAGGAUGAACUUGGAAACGUAGCUGGAAUGGCAGCAACUUCAACAGCCAGUGGUGGAAAAUUUGACAAGAAGUUAGCAGGAGAAAAACCUGCGAAACAUCAAGGAAAAUAUCGCAAGUUUCUGCCUGUUGUGGAGGGAACAGGGAUAGGCUCUCAAGAAAGAGAGCAAACUGAGAAAGUUCUUAACAGAUUAAUUUCCAAGAAUUCACACGAGAUUCUCAAUAUUAAUAAGGCUGUCAACAUGUACAAUGUGAAAAAAGAAAAGAAACAAAGAAACCAACGAGGGAAGUCUUCAUCAAUGUCAAGCAACAAGUUGAAACCAAAUAAGAAACUACAGAAGAAGCCAUUGAAGAAGGGAUCUUCAAAGAAUGGCAAGGCAAAAUGAACGAAUUUUCGCAAUAGAUCAUGAGCUCUUGUAGAGGUGCGCGUGUUAGAUUACAUUCUUCUUGACAUUCUGAAUGUACCAUUAUUAUCAUUAUUUAGUAGUGAAGAAAAUUUUGAAAUUCUGUUUGUUUU